This is a messenger RNA of Triplophysa rosa, 4122 nucleotides long. It is a transcript of the gene nubpl, whose product is annotated as nucleotide binding protein-like. Lineage: Eukaryota; Metazoa; Chordata; Actinopteri; Cypriniformes; Nemacheilidae. The coding region runs from base 232 to 1215 and encodes 327 amino acids. The record is from RefSeq and is a predicted model, not a curated record. The transcript is spliced from 11 exons. Gene Ontology annotation, cellular component: mitochondrion. Gene Ontology annotation, biological process: iron-sulfur cluster assembly; mitochondrial respiratory chain complex I assembly. Gene Ontology annotation, molecular function: 4 iron, 4 sulfur cluster binding; ATP-dependent FeS chaperone activity; ATP binding.
CAAUACGUCAUCAAGAAGCGACAACAGGACGCAGCCUGAAUACGAUAGCUUUCUUCUAGUUUGUGAAAUUGUACUGUAUUUUGCCUCUCUACUUAUGUUAUUUUGAAAAAACUGCAGUGCGUUGAGUCGAGUGAGGAAUUAACAGCCACAAAGUGUCACAUGGAAACCACACUAGUGUUUGUAUCUGUUGUCCUCUGCAGCCAGUUGGCAAUCUGAAAGAUUUAGAAGAAGAUGGUUAAAUUAUACGACAGCUACAGAAAGUGUUUGCAUAUAUAUAAAUUUGCCUCAGAUAAUAUAAGCACACCUUUGUGGCCUGGCAGACAUCUUCCAUUGCUUCAACAUAAGCAUGAAAUCCGUUUUAAGACGUCAGGUGCUGGUGAGAGAACAUUGCAGGAAAGACAAAGGCAGCACAUGGCACGAGGUUUGCCCAAACAGAAACCCAUACCAGGAGUCAAAGAGGUCAUUGUUGUUGCAUCAGGAAAAGGAGGGGUGGGAAAGUCCACAACAGCAGUGAAUCUUGCUCUUGGACUUAUGGCUAAUGAUCAGAGUAAAUCAGUGGGUCUUUUAGAUGCUGAUGUCUAUGGCCCAUCUGUUCCAAAGUUAAUGAACCUAAAAGGAAACCCUGAAUUAACAGACAACCACUUAAUGAGACCUCUUGUGAAUUUUGGAAUUCCUUGUAUGUCAAUGGGCUUUUUGGUCGAAGAGGUUGCACCAAUUGUGUGGAGGGGUCUGAUGGUGAUGUCAGCUAUUGAGAAACUCCUUAGGCAGGUAGAUUGGGGGCAUCUAGAUUAUCUUGUGAUUGAUAUGCCACCAGGAACUGGAGAUGUCCAACUGACUAUUACUCAGAACAUACCAAUAGCUGGUGCAGUAAUAGUAUCCACUCCUCAAGACAUUGCUUUGCUGGAUGCACGCAGAGGUGCAGAGAUGUUCCGAAAAGUUAACGUUCCGGUGUUGGGUCUGGUUCAAAAUAUGAGUGUUUUCCAGUGUCCCAAAUGCAAUCAUCAAACACACAUUUUUGGCUCAGAUGGGGCUAAAGAGCUGGCUCACACCCUUAAUGUGGAGUUGCUUGGAGACAUUCCUCUGCAUCUCAACAUUAGAGAGACAUCAGACAAGGGACAACCUGUGGUUGUGUCUUCCCCAGAUAGCCCAGAGGCUGAGGCUUACAGAAAUGUUGCAGCAGCAGUGAUUCGACGACUGGCCGAGCUUUCAAGAUGAAUGACCUCCAGAUUAGAUGUAGCCUCUGUGAUUUGAGGAAAUGAUCAGUAUUCAGUUUCAAGACAUCUUCAAAACAAUGCAUCUAUUAUUCAUAUGCCUACUAAAAUAUAGUUAUUUAUUUUCUCUUUAUGUAUCAACAUGCAGUUGACAUACGUGUGUACGCCACUUUCCAGGCAAAGGUUGUGGUCUAUUAAAAGCAAACGCUGACCCAUGAGUGCGCACAUUUUGGAGACAAGAGGCCACACAAAUGGUGAGUUAGUGAACUCAAGUUAGAUUGCAGAAAGUAAGUGUGAUAAAAACGAUUAAUGCCUCUGUUAAAGAUCCUCAUUAUCACAAAGAUUAAAUCUGCAGAGUUAUUUGCGCUUGAAUUGAAAGUUGUUUCAUGCACCUUCUUGUAAAAUCCAACUCAAAUCUUAAAUAAAAAUUCAAUCUAAAUAUUUAAUCAGCACUGUCUCACCAUCACACUAUGAGCGCAAAUACGAUAACUACAGAACACAUUGUAAAUAAAUAACUAAAUAUAUUUUCCUUAAAUACUGUGCAUAAUCAUCAAAUGUCAAAGUCUGGAAAUAUAAGUUUGUCUUUAUGUCCUCGUUAUCAGUCCUAUGUCUAUAACAAAACCGGAAUGAAGAAACACCUCUUUUGAUUUUAAUGAGGUGUUAAGGAUCAGUCUAAAUGCUGUAAACACCUAUAAAUGCUGCAGAGACCUUCUUUGGCUUUAAUAUAAUUAUGAUUAAUAAUUAUAACAAUUAUUAAUUUGUAAAUCUCAGUGAAUCUCAUGUGUGGCCAUUUGUGAUUUCAUUACGGUGAUAAAGGAUGGGAUCGGGGGUUUUCGGCAGUUUUACAUCUUUUUUUGUUAUUUUUUAUGGCAUCUGAUAGCGGGGGCACGUAAGGAUCCUAAGCACAUUUUUAUCAAUUAGACCCCAGGUGUCUCCCCCUUCUCGAUAGCCUAUUUCAGAGGUAAUUUAUGACUCUGCUAUUUUACAUGAAUAAUUAUAAGUUUUAUACAACAUAGCGGCUUUUAAGCAGCUUCUCGAGCCAUUUCACACAAUAUGAUAAUAAUAAAAAUUAUUCAAAAUAAAUUAAACAUUUUAGUUUAUUUCUUGUUAAAAUGGCAGACUUAAUCAGUUACACGCCACUACAUGGCUUCGAUGUUAGUCUAUGAAAGCAAGGUUUGUGGAGAUGGUUUUAUUAUGAACAACAAAAUAACACAAUAAAUGAAAAAAUAUACGCUUACACAUAGGGCUUAUUUAAACACUAUUAUUCAUAUUGAACGAAUUAAAAGAUGUGUAAGUUACAAAUGCAUUUAUGAAUGUGAUAUUUAACUAAUAAAAUAAACAUUAGAUAAGCAUCACGAGUAAUUAACAUUCAUUAAUAUCUUAAAAUAAAACUAUCGAUAUGUGCUUUUUCAGUGUCAACAUAAAUUCUCUGUGCGCGUCUGAUUUGUCUCUGUGAUCACAUCAGUGAAACUACACUACCAUCUAGUGGCUAAAACUGAAUUGGCCUUUUAUUAGUAAUUCCACGAGUGGCUCUUGCAAGUUAUCAAGAUCUGUUUCACAUUUACUUUUCCAACAAUCAGAAUUGAUUUCCAUUGGCAUUUUCACCUUUAUAUGUUGUCUUUAAUGGCAAAAAGUAUUGGCUGUUACCAACAACAACAUAAGAUUACACAGCAGAAACUGCACUUGAAAUGUCAUUUAUUCAUUUACACAGAAUGUUAAAUGCUGGUCAUAUGUGAAAUUGCAUAAAGUAAUGAGUUUAAUUUAACUGCAUACAUGAUUUAAAUGAUAAUCAAAUAAAAAAUGAAAAUGACAAAAAAUGCUCUUUUUAUGUACACAGAAGCAAAUCAGCAUCAGAAGUGUCUUUAAACUGACAUAGCUCAGAGCAGUAUAUCAGAUAUUAUAAAAAACCUUUGCCUUUUGUAUUAUAAAAGUCAGUUAAUGGAGUGCAUUAAAAACGGCAUAUUCUUAUAGGCUACAGAGACUAAACAAGCUAAGAUGCGUUGAUGAAUUGUUGAAAUUUUAAAUUGAAAACGGUUAUUCAAACCAGGAAUAAAUAUAUAAAGUGAGGCAUCACUGAAGGAUGACUUCUGUUUAAUCACACAAAACUCACUUUAUAUGAAUAAAAAGUGAUAAAACAAGCCGAGAAGCUUAAAUUAAUGAUUUUAUUGCUGUUUUAGUAAAUCAAGACUUUAAAUGUACUUGUCUUUAUGGCAUGACCAACAAAACAGUUAGAAAUUGUAUGGAAAGUGAUCAAAGUAUUAUAUAUAAUAUUCAGGGAAAACUGCUAAAGGCUGCUAAAUGUAACGAUUACUUUCCUGAAAAACAGCCCUCGUCUACAGCCCUUGGUUAGACUUUUCCACACACGCCGCAUCAGAUGGCUUUUAAGCAGUGCACAAAAACUGAAGGUUAAUGCUGCCUUUGCCUAAACUGGCUGGACAGGACAGAUGUUUUGGUGGGCUCAGCUAGCCGACCCCUGGCCAUGUCUAUAUCCAGUCCCACCUUCAGAAUAGGUGGGGCUACACCUGGGGUAUACGCCUGUCGCUCUCUCUAUAACUGAUACUGCAUUGAUUUAGUUACAUUAUUUUCAAUGUUUUCACGCCAUGACCGCAGGGGUGGAAACCAUUUCACAUUACAUGGGCACUGACUACACCCACUUAUUCUAGCAUUGUAUGUUGAGGAGGACUCAACAUAGCCUAGAAGCCUUAGAAGGACUGGUCUAGGAGGGUUGCAGGCUCCCUGUAUGAUAUGAAACAAAAUUGAAUUAAAUGUACUAAUCCACUUACUUUGGAGCAUAAGAACUGUAAACCUCAAUGUCAACAUAUAUUGUUGAAUUCACAUUUGUUAUCUUUUGUGUUCUGCAGAAGAAAAAGUGAUUUGGAAAUAAACAUACAAAUUCUGACUUUAGGAGUCA